Messenger RNA from Daphnia carinata, 4075 nucleotides. RefSeq names its product cytoplasmic FMR1-interacting protein-like (gene Sra-1). NCBI's taxonomy places the organism in Eukaryota, Metazoa, Arthropoda, Branchiopoda, Diplostraca, Daphniidae. Gene Ontology annotation, molecular function: small GTPase binding; RNA 7-methylguanosine cap binding. The transcript is spliced from 20 exons. Gene Ontology annotation, cellular component: synapse; neuron projection; SCAR complex. The coding region runs from base 144 to 4070 and encodes 1308 amino acids. The record is from RefSeq and is a predicted model, not a curated record. Gene Ontology annotation, biological process: axon guidance; cell projection assembly; cell morphogenesis.
GUCUCUGCGUUGUUGUUCACUGCUGGGGAGGUAAAACAACAAAAACUAUCCGUUAUCUUUCGUUAGCGUUAACUAACGAAACCAACUCGUAUGUUGAUUUGAACUGAAAAUUCACACAGUGAUUUUGGUUAUGCACCAGUACCAUGGCCACCGAAAAAGUUACGCUUGCCGACGCACUAUCCAACGUAGAAGUGUUGGAUGAAUUACCUCUUCCAGAUCAACAACCAUGCAUUGAAGCCCAAGCUUGUUCAGUUGUGUAUCAAGCAAAUUUUGAUACCAACUUUGAAGAUCGAACAGCUUUUGUGACAGGUGUGGCCAAGUACAUUGAAGAGGCCACUGUUCAUGCAAGUCUGAAUGAUAUGCUUCAAGAAGGCCAAGAGCAUGCGGUAAUGCUCUAUACCUGGAGAUGCUGUUCCAGGGCAAUUCCUCAGCCUAAAUCAAAUGAGCAGCCUAACAUAGUCAAAAUAUGUGAAAAAACUGUUCAGGUUUUAGCACCAGAAGUUAACAAAUUGUUGAAUUUUAUGUACUUUCAACGAAAAGCAAUUGAGCGCUUUAGUGCCGAAGUUAAACGCCUAUCCCAUGCCGAGAACCGUAAGGAUUUCGUGUCAGAGGCCUAUUUGCUCACUUUGGGAAAAUUCAUUAAUAUGUUUGCUGUUCUGGAUGAACUGAAGAACAUGAAAUCCAGUGUAAAAAACGACUACUCUGCAUAUCGCAGAGCUGCCCAGUUCCUUAAGGUAAUGACAGACCAACAGGCAUUACAAGAAUCACAAAAUCUUUCCAUGUUCUUGGCCACCCAAAACAAAAUUCGCGACUCGCUAAAAGAGGCUCUUGAAAAAAUUCCAUCUUAUGAAGAGUUGCUGGCUGAUGUCAUCAAUUUAGCAGUUCACAUGCUCGAAACCCGCAUGUAUCUUCUUCCGGAAGAGAAACAUAUGCUAGUCAAGGUUUUGGGCUUCGGAUUAUUCCUAAUGGAUUCAGAAAUAUGCCAGAUAAACAUUUCCAAGUUGGAUCACAAAAAGCGUAUUAGACUCGACAAAAUCGACAAAAUCUUUAAAAAUUUGGAAGUGGUCCCCCUCUUCGGUGACAUGCAAAUUGCUCCGUUUAAUUAUAUCAAGCGUUCUAAAACCUACGACGCUUCUCGUUGGCCCUUGUGUGGAGCAACUCUGCCUUCGCCACAGGCCGAUUUAAUGGUUCAUUUGCCACAGAUCCGUGAAGAUCACGUCAAAUUCACCAGCGAACUAGCGCGCUAUAGCAAUGAGGUCACUACUACUUAUAAAGAGACACGCUCCCCAGAGGAGAUGAAAGAAAUGAUGGAGCUAGCUCUUCGUGGAUUACAUCUUUUAUCCGAAUGGACUAGCAUUGUGACUGAGCUUUAUUCCUGGAAACUUCUGCAUCCUACCGAUCAUCAUCAAAACAAAGACUGCCCAGCUGAAGCAGAGGAAUACGAAAGGGCUACGAGGUAUAAUUACACCGAAGAGGAAAAGUUUGCCCUAAUCGAGAUCAUCGCCAUGAUCAAAGGAUUACAAGUUCUUAUGGCCAGAAUGGAGACGGUAUUUGCAGAUGCUAUCCGUCGCCAUGUCUAUGCUGAACUACAGGAUUUUGUUCAACUUAGUUUGCGUGAACCCCUACGAAAGGCAAUAAAGAACAAGAAAGACUUGAUUCGCAGCAUCAUCGUUUCGGUCCGGGAAACUUGUGCCGAUUGGAUUCGAGGCACAGAACCUCAGGAUGACCCAGCUACCAAAGGCAAAAAGGAUCCUGAUAAUGGUUUCGAUAUUCAGGUUCCUAGAAGAAAUGUUGGUCCAUCGUCAACCCAACUCUAUAUGGUCCGAACCAUGCUGGAGUCGCUAAUAGCGGACAAAUCUGGAGGUAAACGUACACUACGCAAAGACAUCGAUGGAUCUUACCUCAUGGCGAUUGAUCAAUUCCAUAAGAAUUCAUUUUUCUGGAAUUACCUGCUCAACUUCAGCGAAACCCUACAGCAAUCGUGUGAUCUUUCACAACUAUGGUACCGAGAGUUCUAUCUCGAAAUGACAAUGGGCAAAAGAAUUCAGAAAUGUUGCGUGAAACAUCAACACAACGAGGAGUGCAAAGACGUGGUCACACUGGAGAAAAGAAUUCAGUUUCCCAUCGACAUGUCGAUGCCUUGGAUUCUGACAGAUCAUAUUCUGCGUACUAAGGAACCUUCCAUGAUGGAGUGUGUUCUUUUCCCACUUGAUCUCUACAAUGAUUCAGCCCAUUACGCACUCACUGUUUUCCGUAAACAGUUUUUGUACGAUGAAGUCGAAGCUGAAGUCAACCUCUGUUUCGAUCAGUUCGUUUAUAAACUAAGCGAACAAAUUUUCGCUUAUUAUAAACAUCUAGCUGGAAGCAUCAUGCUGGAUAAACGAUUCCGUGCUGAAUGUGCAGCCUUAGGUACUCGCUUUACCUAUCCGCCUGCCAACCGUUACGAAACUCUGAUGAAGCAGCGCCACGUUCAGUUGUUGGGGCGCUCAAUUGAUUUAAAUCGUCUUAUUUCCCAGCGCGUUAAUGCCGCCCUUCUAAAAGCUCUCGAACUAUCCGUAGCACGUUUUGAAGGUGGCGAUAUCACCGGUGUAGUAGAGUUAAGUGGUCUCCUAGAAGUGAAUCGUCUGACUCAUAAGUUGUUGAGCAGAAAUUUGGCAAUGGAUGAUUUCGAUGCCAUGUGGAGAGAAGCCAAUCACAACGUUUUGGCGCCAUAUGGGCGCGUGACGCUUCACGUCUUCUGGGAACUCAACUACGAUUUUUUGCCCACUUAUUGUUAUAACGCAGCCACAGGACGCUUCAUCAAGUGCCGUGACUUGCUCUUUAGUCAACCGGUCCACCGAGACAAACCGCCCCAAACACCCUAUCAUUACCUGUGGGGCAGCAAGGCGUUGAACAUUGCAAAUGGAACUAUAUUUAAUCAGUAUUCAGGAUUCGUGGGAGCGCCACAUUUCAAGGCUAUCUCCAAUCUUCUCGGUUACCAGGGCAUCGCGGUCGUCAUGGAAGAAAUUCUCAAGAUUAUUAAAUCUUUAGUGCAAGGCAAUAUUUUGCAGUUCACAAAGACUCUGAUGCAAGCGUUGCCUAAACAAUGCAAAAUGCCUCGCUACGACUACGGGUCCACAGGUGUCUUGGGGUACUAUCAGGCGCAAUUGAACGACAUAGUGCAAUAUCCUGAUGCACGAACAGAGUUGUUUCACAAUUUUAGGGAGUUCGGAAACGCUCUGAUCUUUUGUCUCUUGAUUGAACAAGCAAUGUCACAAGAAGAAGUCUGCGAUCUGCUUCAGGCAGCGCCUUUUCAAAACAUUCUCCCAAGACCGUUCGUAAAAGAAGGAGAAAAACUGGAAGCUAAGCAGAAAAAACUGGAAAACAAGUAUGCGGCAUUGCAAAUCGUCGCCAACAUCGAAAAACUCGGCACCGCAAAACAAACUCUGAUUGCACGAGAGGGAGAUCUGUUAACGCGGGAACGCCUUUGUUGCGGUCUUUCGGUCUUUGAAAUGGUGCUCAACCGCAUCCGCACGUUUUUAGACGAUCCUAUCUGGACGGGUCCUGUUCCCGUCAAUGGAGUCUUGACUGUUGACGAGUGUACGGAAUUCCACCGCCUUUGGUCCGCCUUACAGUUUGUUUACUGUAUUCCCGUUGGCGAAAAUGAGUUUACAGUUGAACAGCUUUUCGGAGAAGGGCUUCACUGGGCCGGAUGCGCCAUGAUUGUCUUGUUGGGACAACAACGCAGAUUUGAAGCAUUGGAUUUCUGUUAUCAUAUUUUGCGCGUGCAACGUGUCGAUAACAAGGAUGAAACAGUCAAGGGCAUCCAGCUGAAGCGAUUGGUAGAUCGCAUUCGCCGAUUCCAAGUGUUGAAUUCGCAAAUCUUUGCUACCCUCAACAAAUAUUUGAAAACAAGCUCGGGUGAUGUUGAUUCGCAACCGGUGGAGCACGUUCGUUGUUUUCAGCCUCCUAUUCAUCAUUCUCUAGCAGUCAAUCAGGGUCAUUAUUAUCGACCCGACCAACUUCGACAGUCCAUGAACAUAGCCAACACGUCAGGUAUAAUCGCGAAUAUGACAAUAGAACAGCAUUAGAAUGA